CGGAUGUUCCUUAGGUGGGCGCGUAUCUUGUCGGGCGCGUAUCUUGAAGCGUGAAGAGACAGGUCGGAAAUGGUGAUGGAGAGCGUUUUAUAAGCCGGUGGGGUUUAGCAUUCUUCCUUGGUGUUGCUUACUUGCCUUCGCGCAGGGAACUUUGCAACGUCGAAAGAGGACUGGUAAGAAUGACGAACACUCAUUCAGAUCCUCCCUGCAUAGACUGUCUACCGUGCACCAUGUCCAACACGACAUCUUGCAAUUACUAUCUUGCCUGUUUACUCGACGCCUUUCAAGUCGUGAGGGCAACCUUUCACGUCAAUCAGGCUUCUCGGCACCGUACCCGAUGUUGACAGCAGGCGGCUUGCGCGGAACUGCAUCUUCCGGGUUGGCACACGAAUGCCCAAAUCGAUUAUCUUGGGCGCCAUACUGUACCUCAUGUCCAGCGAGCUAUCAGAGGUCGCCGGGCUUUCUCUUCUAGAAACCGGCAGCCCUAUUUAAGUUUGGGAUCGCGAGGUCUUGGCCUACUAGUCCGCUUCGACAAUGCUCGUUUUCCAGACUGCUCUUCUCGUUCUGACCGCGUUGGCUGGGGUCCAGGCUCUUGACUUUUCCGCAUCGCAGUGGAUCUGGACGACCGAUGUUUCGAAUGGCUUGGCUCCCGUUGCCACUCGCGCGUUCCGCAAGGAAUUUGUGGCUCGGGCAGGCAAGACACCUGUGGAGGCAGACAUUAUCAUCACGACCGACAACUCCUUCGACUUGUAUGUCAACGACAACCUCGUUGGAUCGAGCGUCGACUGGCGCUAUGCUGCGCGGUUCUGUGUCCCACUCACCGACUGCUUGAAUGUGUUUGCCGUCAAUGCUACGAACGGCGGGUUGGCGCCCAAUCUUGCCGCACCCAAUGCGGCCGGACUUCUCGUCGCCAUCCAAAUGAGAGUGACGUUUUUGGCUUGGCCAAGUGGCUUGUACCGGCGCAGAAUGGCUUUUUUUGGCUUGGGCGUGGAUUUGGCUGUAAAAUGAUGCCAUCAGGGCUUGCAAGCCAAAAUGUUGGCUUGCCAAGCCAACAUUUUGGCUUGCGUCCGCUCACAAAUAGUCGAAUCGAUCUUCAUAUCAAUGGGAAACGGGGCAUAUCUCACAGUUAUCUAGUGUCGGGGAGCAACCUAUGUGCAUGUUAGGAUCAUCUGUAUAAUUCCUGGCCCGCUGUUCUCACCAGAACUCUUGUUUGAUGACUUCCGACUGAUCUCGACCUCUAAACUCUACAUACGAAGUUCCUUAUUGUUCGGAGAGUCCAUUGUAAUUUUUUUCUCAUAGGCAACUACAAUGUGACAUGUCUGUGGGCUACUGCUAGGCGCGGACUUUUAUAGCCACGCAUAUCGA
This is a messenger RNA of Mycena citricolor, 1365 nucleotides long. Lineage: Eukaryota; Fungi; Basidiomycota; Agaricomycetes; Agaricales; Mycenaceae. The record is from the annotation of a GenBank genome assembly.